CACCGCUUCUCGUUUCUCUUGUCGCUUUACGAGCAAGAUACUGUGCGAUAUAUUACACAACAUGGGUCUCCAUAUACAAGAGAUGGGGGGCCAUCUGUGCCUCACUUCAGACAGAGGAUCACUGGAUGAACAGGGAAAUCCCAAAACAAGCAGUCUAUGAAGCAAUAAAGAGCUUCCAAGUAUGAAUAAAAGCACGUCCCACCUUGCUAGAAUGGAUCCCAGAAAGAGAAAGAUCACAUCCAGAUGCGGCCAGCCUAGAAGAGGAAGUGAUUUGUCAAGUAACAAUGGUUUGGAAAAGGUUUGCCAUGAAAGCUAUCUUCACGAUGGAAAGUUUCAUCUCCACCCAGAUGAAAUCACCUGUCAGUGGCAAGAGAAGCCUACGACCUAAUCCAAACACUAAAAGACGUAAGAAAUAAACACGGAAAAAACAUUCACUACUUAAAACUUGCUCCCCUUGGGGGAGCAGAUUUCUUCCACCACCGAAACUUUCCGAACCUAUACUUUGCUACCAUGUAUAUGACGAAAGGGCACGGUUUGCUAGGAAAAGAAGUGCAGUUCGUCAUCACUGAGAUGUAAGGAGUUGGUUAGGCCACCAUCAAAAGAAUGGCAGGGAGAUCUAAGAGAAAAGGUGCAGGGGUAUCAGAGGAAACAAGAAAUCUCGUGAAAAUAGGGUAUUUAGCUGAGAUCAGUGAGGAACUCAUUUCAGACACAGAUGAAGAAGAAGAGUCCCUUUCAAAGAGAAGGAUGAGAAGGGUCAAACAACCAGACGAGGAUAAAAGAGAAUAAACUAGAAAAAUGACCAAAAAGAGCUUUAAAACAAGAUGAGUGAUCUAAAAGAAGGUAUAAUCUUUACAAAGAGGACCCACACCUCAUCAUCAGUCAGCGAGAAGGAGGCGGGACCAUCCACGAAGGAGCCAACACUCCUACAGUCGCCAAGGACGACAAGGAGAAAACAGAAAGAAAAAGAUACAGAGAUGACUCCACCCGUCACAAGAGGGAAGAAAAAAAAGGUGGUGGAACCCAGGCUACCCAGGGAGGCAACCCCUCCUCAAGCGUCGCAGAGUGAUACCGCGAUCCUAAAAGAAAUACUAGAGCUAUGCAAGAAGCAAUCAGACACAUUUUCCGAGCUAGUAACGGAGUUGCGAAGCCAGAAAACACAACUAGAGGGUCUAACCCUGAAAGUGCAAGGACUCCAAUACGACAAACAACUCAGUCUAAUUUCACCAAAUCACUGUUACUUUAUACUUCAUGCAAAUAAAACUAUUCGUUCAUACGACAACGCGUAG
Molecule: messenger RNA, 1286 nt
Organism: Habropoda laboriosa
Lineage: Eukaryota; Metazoa; Arthropoda; Insecta; Hymenoptera; Apidae
Exons: 2
Coding region: 822-1286 (154 amino acids)
Source: RefSeq, a predicted model, not a curated record